Messenger RNA from Vollenhovia emeryi, 1143 nucleotides. Its product is annotated as ribosome biogenesis regulatory protein homolog. Lineage: Eukaryota; Metazoa; Arthropoda; Insecta; Hymenoptera; Formicidae. Gene Ontology annotation, cellular component: nucleolus; preribosome, large subunit precursor; nucleus. Gene Ontology annotation, molecular function: protein binding. The record is from RefSeq and is a predicted model, not a curated record. Gene Ontology annotation, biological process: ribosomal large subunit biogenesis; ribosomal large subunit export from nucleus; endonucleolytic cleavage in ITS1 to separate SSU-rRNA from 5.8S rRNA and LSU-rRNA from tricistronic rRNA transcript (SSU-rRNA, 5.8S rRNA, LSU-rRNA). Bases 63 to 1097 code for a protein of 344 amino acids. The transcript is spliced from 5 exons.
CGGAAGGUGUAGGGCGACACGUGACCGUGUAACCUCGAAUUCAUGCGUGCAAUCUCUAGUACAUGAUGGAUGUUGUAAGAUCGAUUUUAGAAGACGACCAAGGAGAGGUGGAUCUAAGUAAAUCCACGAAGGUUCAUAAGGAUGUAGAGCUCGACAUCGACUUGGGGACUCUACUCGCGUCCGACUAUAACACUUUGGACGCGAAGACUCUCAAAUCGAAACCAGAUUCAUAUUUGAGAGACCUCACGAGAGACAAUGUCCAGUUGCUGAUCAAUAAAGUCUGGGAGCUGCCAGUGGAACGGGUGGACGAAGCUAUAGUGGCUACUUUGCCAAAGCCCGAGUACAUAUUGCCACGCUCGCGCGUGAUUCCGAAGCCCAAGCCUCUGACCAAGUGGCAGCAAUUUGCCAAAGAGAAGGGAAUACAAAGCAAGAAGAAGGGUAAAUCCAAACUCAAGUGGGACGAGGAGUUGAAGAAAUGGAUUCCAACGUACGGUUAUAAGCGAGCGAAGGCUGAAGAACAGAAGGAAUGGUUGGUGGAAGCCAAGGACAAUGCCGACCCGACCGACAGUCCGUUUGCCAAAGCCAAAGCGGCUAAGCAGGAGAGGCAAUCCAAAAACGAAUUACAGAGGCUUCGCAAUAUAGCCAAAUCGAAAAAUAUCAAGCUACCGAAGGUCGGUCUACCUACCAGAGAACAUUUCCAGAGUUCUCAACAGCUUUCCGAAGCUCUGACUGUAGCCCGUGCGUCGACCGCGUCUGUUGGGAAAUUUCAAUCUAGAUUGCCGAAAGAGAAGGACGCAAAGGGAAUUGCCAAGGAGAUGACGGGAAUGAAAAGGAAGAGGAAAGCGCCGCCGUUAAACGCUAUAGAGGAGAAGCGUCAGAAUAAAGGCCUGGUGGACAGCAUUUUGAAGAGCAGUGCAAAGAUCUUGCGCGACGAUUGCUCGACGGGAAUUGCAGAAAUAAAGCAGUCUGCGACGAGCGGUGGUAAGAAGAGGAAAGGCGCACUGAAAAACAGCAAGAGUAAAACCGCUAAAAAGCCGAAGGCCGGAAAAGGCAAGCGAGAUUUGCACAAGAAAAUCGGCGGCAGAAAACGACGAUAAAUUGAGAUGUAACAAUAUUCUUAAUAAAUCGAAUUUUAUGUAUAUA